Messenger RNA from Ornithodoros turicata, 507 nucleotides. RefSeq lists its product as uncharacterized. Bases 85 to 390 code for a protein of 101 amino acids. The transcript has 6 exons. NCBI's taxonomy places the organism in Eukaryota, Metazoa, Arthropoda, Arachnida, Ixodida, Argasidae. The record is from RefSeq and is a predicted model, not a curated record.
GUGGGCAGGAGGGCUCUGGUUGGCGUACUCUGGCUUCCUGUCUUUGGAGCGUUCUUGGUUGGAACCCUCAACCAGAACGUGAGAAUGUGCAUGCUGUCUCAAGCUUCAUCUCUUCAGAGUCAGUGCAUCCUUUGUAAUCAGCAAAAGUACAACGCUGCGGUGAAUGGCUGUACAAGACAAAACUCACUUCCUUCAAACAUCACGCAAGAAGAAGCGUUCUGCAUCUUGGCUGCCUGCAUCGAUAACCCCAGGCAAAGUCCGGUGGUGCUUGGAAAGAGGAAACGGAGUGGCGGACAAGAGGAAGCCAACGUGGUCGACGAGUACUUCACUAAUGUCCUCUUCGAAGACUACGAGGAUGACGUCGACGACCUUGGAAAUGGAGACGUCUAGUGUUUGCUAGCAGAGGAAUACGGGUUUAUCCGUGUAUGCCCACGAGCGACAUCCCCAAGGAAUAUUCCAGUGGAAGAAAAAACUAACAAACAAAAACUGCUCGUGGGACGGUGGGGA